UAUUUCAGAGCCCUUGUGGACACCAUGCCAGUUGCUGCCACCAACUCAGAGUCUGCCAUGCAGCAAGUCCUGGACAACCUGGGAUCCCUCCCCAAUGCCACGGGGGCUGCGGAGCUGGACCUGAUCUUCCUUCGAGGCAUUAUGGAAAGUCCCAUAGUAAGAUCCCUGGCCAAGGCCCACGAACGGCUGGAGGAGACUAAGCUGGAGGCUGUACGAGACAACAACUUGGAGCUGGUGCAGGAGAUCCUGCGGGACCUGGCGCAGCUGGCCGAGCAGAGCAGCACAGCCGCUGAGCUGGCCCGCAUUCUCCAGGAGCCCCACUUCCAGUCCCUCUUGGAGACGCACGACUCUGUGGCUUCAAAGACCUAUGAGACACCACCUCCCAGCCCUGGCCUGGAUCCCACAUUCAGCAAUCAGCCCGUACCUCCCGACGCGGUGCGCAUGGUGGGCAUCCGCAAGACAGCUGGAGAGCACCUGGGUGUGACGUUCCGCGUGGAGGGCGGCGAGCUGGUAAUUGCGCGCAUUCUGCACGGGGGCAUGGUGGCUCAGCAAGGUCUGCUGCACGUGGGUGACAUCAUCAAGGAGGUGAACGGGCAGCCGGUGGGCAGCGACCCCCGCGCGCUGCAGGAGCUCCUGCGCAGCGCCAGCGGCAGUGUCAUCCUCAAGAUCCUGCCCAGCUACCAGGAGCCCCAUCUGCCCCGCCAGGUAUUUGUUAAAUGCCACUUUGACUAUGAUCCGGCCCGAGAUAGCCUCAUCCCCUGCAAGGAAGCGGGCCUGCGCUUCAACGCUGGGGACUUGCUCCAGAUUGUAAACCAGGACGAUGCUAACUGGUGGCAGGCGUGCCAUGUAGAAGGGGGUAGUGCUGGGCUCAUCCCCAGUCAGCUGCUAGAGGAGAAGCGGAAAGCAUUUGUCAAGAGGGACUUGGAGUUGACACCGACCUCAGGGACCCUAUGUGGCAGCCUUUCAGGAAAGAAAAAGAAGCGAAUGAUGUAUUUGACCACCAAGAAUGCAGAGUUCGACCGCCAUGAGCUACUCAUUUAUGAGGAGGUGGCCCGCAUGCCCCCAUUCCGCCGGAAAACCCUGGUGCUGAUUGGGGCUCAGGGUGUGGGCCGGCGCAGCCUGAAGAACAAGCUCAUCAUGUGGGAUCCAGAUCGUUAUGGCACGACAGUACCCUACACAUCCCGGCGACCCAAGGACUCAGAGCGGGAAGGCCAGGGUUACAGCUUUGUGUCCCGUGGGGAGAUGGAGACCGACAUCCGUGCUGGGCGCUACCUGGAACAUGGCGAAUACGAGGGCAACCUGUAUGGCACACGCAUCGACUCCAUCCGGGGCGUGGUUGCGGCUGGCAAGGUGUGCGUGCUGGAUGUCAACCCGCAGGCGGUGAAGGUGCUGAGAACAGCUGAGUUUGUCCCUUACGUGGUGUUCAUUGAGGCCCCUGACUUUGAGACCCUGAGGGCCAUGAACCGGGCCGCGCUGGAGAGUGGAGUGUCCACCAAGCAGCUCACGGAGGCAGACCUGAGACGGACAGUGGAGGAGAGCAGCCGCAUCCAGAGGGGCUAUGGGCACUACUUUGACCUCAGCCUGGUCAACAGCAACCUGGACAGGACCUUCCGUGAGCUCCAGGCCGCCAUGGAGAAGCUGCGGACGGAGCCCCAGUGGGUGCCUGUCAGCUGGGUGUACUGAGCCUGUUCACCCAGACCUCCACCCUCUGUGGGUUGUGAGCUGCAACCUGAAUCCGUCCCCUUCUCCACCCCCAGCCACGAUCCUUAGCUCCAUCUCUGGUUCUCCCUGGGUAACAGCUCCCAGCAGGCCCUCAGUCUGGCUUCAGCACAGAGGUGUGCACUGUCAGGGAGGUGGGUGUUCAUGGGGUACCUCUGUGCCCAGGUGCUGCCCACUCCCAAUGUCCAUUGGCCACCAGAUGUCCCUCUCUGAGGGCCAAGCUGUGCCCAGGAGUGUGUCACAGUCACCUCCAUAAUGCUUAGUUCAGAGAAGAGAAAAGCUGCUUUGGGACCACAUGGUCAGUAGGUACACUGCCCCCUGCCAGUUCUCUCCAGUCACCUUUUCUUUUCUCCUCUGGACUGGCCGUACCCACGCCAUUCCUGGGCUCCUCCCACCUUGUCACCCCUGCAUCCUAGGAACAGGGCUUGGGUUGUUUCCAUGUGGCCAGGAGAGUGCAUGGCCCACUGGCAGCCAGGAAGGCUGGGCAGUGGUGCCAGCCUGGGCCAUCUUGAAGGCUGGAGGAGCCAGAGUGCCAGCGAGUGGCCACAGCUGGACACUGCAGCUCUCAGCUCCCUCAGAAAGGGGCAGCGUCCCAGGAGCAGACGCUGCCCUGUCUCUCAUCCACAGCUUCUCACUGCCGAAGUCUCUCCACAGACUUCUCCAAUGUGCCCCCGACAGGUCAGCUCUGCUCCCUGCAGGGAGAGGCUGGCAGGGACCAGCGGGCUCAGCCCAGCUAGGCGUGGGUUGGAGGGCGGAGCCCUGUGACAAGGAGCCCACUGCUACUGACUGAAGAGCUCCGAGCUCUCCAUGGCCCAUGGUGAUACAUGUAGGCUCCCUGUUCUUGACCUUUGUUUAUUUUGGUCUUCUCUCUGGCCAGGUCCAGGUGGCCCCCUUUAUCAGGGCCUCCAGGGUUGGAAAGCUGAGGUGGAGUGCAGAGGGGACCUUGUGAGCUGUGGGUCACAGAGCUUGGGUUUGGAGAAGGGCGGUUGUGCUCUAGCAGGCUCCUCGUUACACAACUCCAGGGGUGCCAUUCACAGUGUAGUUUGCACAGCCUGUGGUUCUCAUGCUGUGGCUCGUGGUCUGUGUUUCUGGCCCUGGUGUGUGUGUGUGUGGCUUGGUUUUGGGAGAGGGGAGGCAAAGGGUUGUUUUAGAGGCUGGUCACUAUUUUGGGCCCCUUUUUGGGAGUUCCCUGUCAGCCUCCCUUUCUUAUGAGACCCUUAUCCCAGAUUCCAAGGCCUUGGCCCUCCCCAGAUGUCUUCUUCCACUCUCCUAUUGUCCCCCUACCCUAAAUGUCACCCUCCAGUCCUUGGGGAAGGCAAUUUUGUAAAAUAGGAGAAUCCCUUCUAAGAAAAGAAUGCUGUCCUUGGCUUUCCCAGGCAUCUCAUCCCUCAUCCUUUUCUGUGAUCCUUCCUGAGGUGAGCCUGUCCCCACAGGGGACCACUGGGGACACCUCACCCCCAGCCCCUGUACCUCCCAGUUCUUCUGAGUGUCCAGUCUUCACUGCAGUGUCAGCCAAAGCUGACCCCUGAACCACUGUGUGCCCAUUUCCUAGGGAAGGGGAGGGAGAAUAAACAGAAUAUUUAUUACAAA
Molecule: messenger RNA, 3309 nt
Organism: Galeopterus variegatus (Sunda flying lemur)
Lineage: Eukaryota; Metazoa; Chordata; Mammalia; Dermoptera; Cynocephalidae
Gene: MPP2
Product: membrane protein, palmitoylated 2 (MAGUK p55 subfamily member 2)
Exons: 12
Coding region: 25-1683 (552 amino acids)
Cellular component (GO): plasma membrane; cell-cell junction
Molecular function (GO): protein binding
Source: RefSeq, a predicted model, not a curated record